Molecule: messenger RNA, 804 nt
Organism: Drosophila eugracilis
Lineage: Eukaryota; Metazoa; Arthropoda; Insecta; Diptera; Drosophilidae
Product: larval cuticle protein A3A-like
Exons: 2
Coding region: 47-739 (230 amino acids)
Cellular component (GO): extracellular matrix
Source: RefSeq, a predicted model, not a curated record
ACCGUUUCUGCAAAGAACCAACCCACAAACCCAAAAAAUCCUAAAAAUGGCAUUCAAAUUCGUCUUCGCCCUCGCCUUCGUCGCCGUGGCCAGCGCUGGUUACGCUCCCAUCGCCGCCCCCCAGGUGUACCAUGCCGCUCCAGCAGUGGCCACCUACGCCCACGCCCCCGUGGCCGUCGCCCAGAAGGUCGUGGUCAAGGCCGCCGAGGAGUACGAUCCCCAUCCCCAGUACCGUUUCUCCUACGGAGUCGAUGACAAGCUGACCGGCGACAACAAGGGACAGGUUGAGGAGCGCGACGGAGACGUGGUCCGCGGAGAGUACUCGCUGAUCGACGCCGAUGGCUACAAGAGGACCGUCCAGUACACCGCCGACCCCAUCAACGGAUUCAACGCCGUGGUCAACCGUGAGCCCCUCGUCAAGGCCGUCGCCGUUGCCCCAGUUGUUAAGACCGUCGCCGCUCCCGUUGCCCACUACGCCGCCCCCGCUGUCGCCCACUACGCCGCCCCUGUCGCCACCUAUGCUGCUCCCUCUGUGGCCCACUACGCCGCCCCAGCCGUUGUGAAGACCGUCGCUCCAGUGGCUCACUACGCCGCCCCUGCUGUGGUCAAGACCGUUGCCCCGGUUGCCCACUACGCUGCUCCCGCUGUGGUCAAGACCGUGGCUCCCGUGGCCCACUACGCCGCCCCAGCUGCUGCCUACACCUCGUACGCCGCCCCCGCUGUUGCCUACCACCACUAAGAACUGCCAUUCCCCAUUCCCCAGCCCUUUUUGUUAUAGUUUUACGAACGACCUCUAAAAAUAAA